GAUAUCCCUCCGUUCUUUGCCUCUCUCUGGUUUGCCAAGGGCUCCUUGCACAAUCGCACUCAAAAGGAUCUCACAUCCUUCAUUCAACAAUUGCGUCAGUCGAUUCUCUCUCGUCCCAUCGAAGAAGCGACUUCUCUGCUUUAUCUCGCGAACCUCCCGCUCCGUCUACGCCCUCGCACCAUCUCCGCCUCACAAGCUUGUCUCGCUUUCUCGCGUGAGACCUUGGGCUCUGCUCACUCCGGUACUGACCGCUCUCUCAAUUCCGGCUCUUCCGGCCUAUCGCGGCUGCGGCUUUCCGUCGUCCGGCCACCUCCGGUGGCCCGACAAACAACAAUCGCCAGUCCAACAAUCGCUGCUCUCAUUGCAGCCCAAGGUCAUGUUAUCUCUGCCUGUCGUCAGCGUGCAUGGGACCUUGUUCAAAAGUUGGGUGGUUAUGAUGCGGUUGUUAAGCUUUCUGAACAAGCUAAACCCGCUAUUGCUUUGAGUGUUACUUCUAGUGAUGAUAAUGGAACUAUUCUUGACUGCUAUCUGGACUCUGCUUCAACUCACCACGUAGUCAACACAAAAGAUUUUUUCACUUCCUUUGUCUCCUCGGCGGGUACUUGUUGA
This is a messenger RNA of Myxozyma melibiosi, 609 nucleotides long. RefSeq lists its product as uncharacterized. The transcript is spliced from 2 exons. NCBI's taxonomy places the organism in Eukaryota, Fungi, Ascomycota, Lipomycetes, Lipomycetales, Lipomycetaceae. The annotation marks the transcript as partial. The record is from RefSeq and is a predicted model, not a curated record.